Molecule: messenger RNA, 4129 nt
Organism: Polistes canadensis
Lineage: Eukaryota; Metazoa; Arthropoda; Insecta; Hymenoptera; Vespidae
Gene: Drgx
Product: cone-rod homeobox protein
Exons: 6
Coding region: 1284-2495 (403 amino acids)
Biological process (GO): regulation of transcription by RNA polymerase II
Molecular function (GO): RNA polymerase II transcription regulatory region sequence-specific DNA binding; DNA-binding transcription factor activity, RNA polymerase II-specific
Source: RefSeq, a predicted model, not a curated record
GAAGGAGAGACCAAGAGAAAUCAGAGACCACGCCUUAGGAGCCGGUCGGCGCCUGCGUGGUUCCGCCUAUCGAGCACGCUUUCCACCGUCAGCUUUUGUCCGCAGGGACGAUGAUAUCGUCCGUGACACCGUACGCGAACGCACUACCGAGCUGGAUCCCAUUCGUACGGAUCUCAUUCGAUCACGCAUUACGUACACUUUACCGAGUUGUUAUAUUUUUAUUAGCAUUUAUACACACACAGAUACACGAUCUAUAAGUCAUUUAUUUAUAUUUAGUUCGCGCGUCCAAAUUCUAUUAUACGACGGUAUAGAUUCGGUAUAGAUAUAUUCUUUUUCAAGAUAAUAUAGUUCUUUUUUUUUAUUAAUUGCGAAUAUUGACCCUUCGAUACUGUGUGAAUUUUAUUAUUAUUUAAUAACAAGUCAAAAUUCUUCUGCUAUCUCGAGAGAAGUCUUUAUUGUUGUUUGUCGUCUGUAAUCCAGGUGUUACUUGAUAAUUGGUUAUCAUCCACAACGAAGAUGCAAAGAUAUCCACGUGAGCGACUUUGUUACUUUGAUAUCUGAAGAUUAUUUACAUUGGCAUACAGCUGGCACUACUUCGUUCAAGAUAAAAUGUUCUACGAACGAUCUAUGAUCUAAUGAUUCUAUUUCCGAUGAAUGAAAUGUUGUUAACCACUACGAUUUUUCAAGAUACUGUAAGAUUAUUUUUCAAAUAUUCUUUGAAGAACGCAUUUGAACGAUACGAAGAAGAUAUAGAGGAUCUCGAUAGAAGAUUAAAUUCGAUGAGUGAAGAUUAAAAAGAAAAAUUAAACAAAAAAUACGGACAAUUCGAGGAAGAAAUUGUAAUAACACGCGGACUGAUUCGCGCGCUUUCGUGCGCCAUUGGAUUCGCGCUAAGGGCGCGAAAAUCCUACUAGUUCCGCAAACUUGCGGAGGAGAUCGGGAAAGUGUUGUUCAGCCACGAGUCCAGGAUUCUCACCCCCGGAGGCGGCACCAUCUCGCCCGGGGGCGCGGGGCCACCCGCGAGCCCUUCUUCGGGACACUAUCGUCAACAAACGCACAGUCCACCCUUGGUCAAGAUUGGAUCUGUUCACGCGCAUCAAACGAACAACCAUCAGCAUCAACAUCUUCAACAACAGCAACAGCAGCAGCAACAACAACAACAACAGCAGCAGCAACAAACGCAGCAGUCGUUGCAGCAACAACAAACGUCGAGUCAAUCGCAAGUGCCUGGUGGGGCAGGGGGUGGAGGGCCGGGGGGUGGGACGGUGGCCAGGGCCGGAGGAAUGUUCUGCUACCACUGCCCCCCUGGUCUUCCGGCACCAAGACUUCCACCAUCUUUGGAGUAUCCCUUCGCACCGACUCAUCCUUAUACAAGUUAUUCGGCUUAUCAUCCAGCUUUGCACGGAGUCGGUGAGGAUUCUUUCGUAAGAAGAAAACAACGAAGGAAUAGAACGACCUUCACUCUUCAACAAUUAGAGGAACUCGAAUCAGCCUUUGCACAGACUCACUAUCCAGACGUCUUUACGAGGGAAGAUCUAGCGAUGAAGAUCAACCUUACGGAAGCAAGAGUCCAGGUUUGGUUUCAAAAUCGUCGAGCAAAAUGGCGGAAAAGCGAACGACUGAAAGAGGAACAGAGGAAGCGAGAGGGUGGAAAUGGUGGUGCUGGAGGAACAGGAGGAGGAGGUACGGGAGGAGGGGGCGCUGGAAGCGGUGGAGCCUUGGAAACCUCAGGAUUGGCACCACCAGCUUCUUCGUCCGCUGGUCCUAGUCCUACUGGUCACGAUCCUGAAGGUACAACGAGUAGUAGUGCUGCUGAUGCCGAGGACGUAGGUCCAGAGGGUGCAGGUGGUUCGAGAAGCCCAAGUACAACAUCCGCCUCGGUCAGUCCCCGGCCCCAGCCGAGUCAGCCGUCCCUGGGUGGCGUCUCGACGCCACCACCGACCCCUAUAAGGGCGCCGCCACCACCGCCGAGCACCGUAGGGGGCUUGGGACCACCCGCUGAGAGCACUCCUGGAUUAGGAGCAGGCUUUAGGCCAGUGGAACCACCGACCUCGCUUUUCUUCUCGCCACACUUAGCUGCACAAUUUUCACCGCCACUAUUUGGUAGUAAAGUUGUAAGCAGCACGCCAACAUCGUUGACCUCUACGACACCUUCUCUCUGGAGUACGAGCGAUCAUCGACCGGGUAGCUUGCAAGAAAUGUUGUCUUGGUCACCAGCAGGCUGGCCAGGUUCAUUGUGUGGCUGCUGCAAACCUGGUACAGGUGAUCUUCAUCGUAGCAGCAGUCUCGCUGAAUUGAGAAGAAAAGCUCAGGAACACUCGACAGCCUCAGCAUUGUUAGGCGGACUAGCUGGUUUUCCUGGUGGUUUACCCUUGCCCUUACAUCUACCCUUACUGCCACCUCUCUUAGGUCUAUCCAGAAGACCUGAAAAUCAUCAUCAUCAUCUACCAAGCGUCGCCCAUCAGAUUCAACCAACAACGAAAGAGGAUCCCUAGGAUCAUCUGAUCGUAGAUCUUUCUUUGAAUCUAAUAUAUCCUACCUACGCGCGCGUUUUCUUGAUAACUCGAACCAACUUAGCGGUUUGUCGGAUAACGUCGGGUUUUUCACUCGGAAUUUUAUCGAAUUUUUGCCAAAUACGAUGAAUUACGUCGUUGAUACAUUUUUGUGAUUGUUCGAAAAUACUUUACAAGCACGCUCGAGAUUUAUAUUAUAUAUAUAUAGCGUCGAUUUGCAUUUAUCCUCGAACCCCGUUAGCGUAUUCUUUGUUUCUGUUCAUAUCUUCUUUUUUUUUGUCUCGUUAAUUGCAAAUGUAGAUGCAUUGUUAAAGUUAUAUAGAUUAGGUGCGAAAUCAAACUACGAGAACUUCCAAAUCGUCUUCGUAAUUUCCCGUCGUUCUUUGAAAACAUUAUCGGAUUUAUAAAUUUUGUUCAAAAAGUAGUCCACUCGUUUUGUGUUUAUGCGGGAAGUUAUUUCGAUUUUUAUUCAAGCACAAAAUCCGAUAUUUUCGCGACUAAAUGCAAUUGUACUUUGAAUAUUUUCUAACGAUAGCAGAUUAACGGUGAUGUGUCUGAGUAGCCGUGUACUGUUUGCAUUUGUCAGCUGGAACUAACGAAAAAUUAGAGUACUCGAGUUUUUCGUAGAAAAUUUCUACUGUUUUUUCGUUUAUACUUACACGAAAUAACAUUUGUUUAAAAUCGUAUCACCGUCCGUAAAGCAACAAUGAUACGACGACCAAACUAUCAUACGAUGAAAAGAUGAAAUAUUAGGUAGUCGUAAAAGUUUAUUUAAAGUAUAAUUCAAUUGUAAUUAAUAUAAACCAAUAUUUCAUCGAUGUGACAUUAUUAUAUUUCAUUGUGAAUUUAACGCAAUCAAAUUUUUACGUAAUAAGAAAAUAAAUAAUAACGUUAUAUAAUAUUUUUAAAUGAUCGUUUGAUAGAAGAAUUUGCGACAGAAUAAGAAAAUAAUGAAACGAAUGUGUGUACGAUAAAAAUGAAAAAGAAGUGAGAGAGAAGAGGACAUUGUAGCGCUGCGAAUGUGUCAUAUAACAUAUUUGCUUUAAAUUUUAUUUAAACAACGCAACAAAUUGUUAAUCUCUAAGAAUUAUCGACAUGCGUUUGAUACGCCGCAUUAUUUAUGAUAAUUUCAAAAUCGUACGAUAAACUCGAGUACUGGAAAAUAUCAAAAAAUGUAGUCUUGUCGAAAAAAAAAAAAAAAAGAAGAAACAAGAAAAGCAAUCAAAACAAACGGAUCGAAGUUAAAACGUUUGAUUCGAUUUAUACGACUACUCGUAUCAUGCCUUAAUAAAAAGAGAGAGAAAAAAAAAGAAAGAGAAAGAGAAAUAUGCGAUGAUCUUUGUCGACGAACGAUAUAAAAGUGAAACGAAAAAAAAAAAAAAAUAAAAAGAGAGGAAUACCUCUUAGCCGUUAUUCUGAAUUUCGUGAGUACAGCGUAGAGGCCAAAAAGAAAUACGUAGCUAACCCAUAGAGACGUGUAUAUUACCUCCUGAUUAAGUGUCAGUGCUAAUUAAAGAUAGUCUAAAGAAAAACUAUGUUACGAGCUAGCGAUUAUUAUGUAGUGUAUGAACCUGUGGUAGUGAGAUAUUCGAAUAAACUUGUUCUCUCGUGAUAAA